AGUGAGAUCUAAAACGGAAACAUGUCGGCCUGCACUCAUUGGAUCGGUGGGCGAGAUGAAAAUGAAUAGUCGUCCAUUCUUAAAAACUGAUGCAGGCAUUAUGCUGAUGUUCAGAAGAACAUGAGAAUGCCCAAAUUUCUCCCAGGCUUUCUGGUGCUUUACAGUGCGACAUUUCUGUUUGUUUUACCAUUAUUGUGUUGGAAGUUGCCGCACUCACUUUACUUUUCCAAAGGCUCAAGCACAGCAGAAGUAGAACGUCUCAAGAACCUGGAUCUUCAGAGGCUGGCAGCAGCAGAAUAUCAUUUCAAAGAGCAAGUAACAGGAGAAACCAAUCCUCAGAACUCUAAACAUACCGAUAUCACAAGACCACACAUCGCAGUAACAAUAAUCACUGUUAAAAGGAAAUCGAAAAAAUACCAACCUCACUAUUUAACACAAUGUCUGCAUCACUUCAUGAAGAUAGUUAAGGAAAUGAAAGAGAUUGGACAACACUGGGAGCUGUCUGUCUGCAAUGUGGAUUCCAACCCUCUCAAAUAUGAAGAGGCACAAAAUCUAUCCAAAUAUGUCACAGUUUUUCAGCCAUAUGUUAAAAAGCGUUCUACGGCAGGGAACCUUUUUGAAAAGGAAAAGCGUGAUUAUGUCUAUUGCCUGAACAAAACUUUAAACUUACAUCCAGAGUUUGCUUUUGUUAUUGAGGAUGAUGCGCUACCCCACCCUGAUUUUAGUAGAGUUUUCCCAGACAUUGUGAACCGAUUAAUGGAUAAUAAAUCUCACAGCGUAUCAUUCAACAAGGACAAGAUAGCUUAUGUUAAAUUUUAUCACCCUGAGAGGUUACUAGGCUAUUUUAACCCAGAACCCAAUCGCAUCCCAGAACUCCUCAUUAUGGGUUUUAUCCUCGGUGCUGUUACUGUUUGGAUUUGUCAAGUGGUUAAACUGCACAUUGUUGGUAAAAAUACUCAUAGUUUGUGGCUAAUAUUUAGCGUGUAUUUUAUGCUGUGUAUGAUUGCUAUUGGAAGGGUCAAUGUGUUGGAACUAAGAAGGCUAUCACACCACUUUUACAACAUAGUCCCUGCUCCUACUUGCUGCACACCUGCAAUGUUAUUCCCUCAGAAAGGGGGCCAUGAAAUUGUCAAUUUCCUUAGUAAGGUGGAGUGCAAAAAUAAAUAUGCAAUGGAUACAGCUUUGGAUGACUUUAUGCGUAAAUCCGAAGUAAGACCAUAUUAUGUUGAGCCAAAUCUUUUCCAGCAUAUUGGUCUGUACUCUAGUCUAAGGUUGAAGGUAUUGGAUCCGUUUAUUGUCUAGACAGUGAAGUGGUGCUAAUUUAUUGUAUUUGAUUUUACAAUGUUGCAAUAUCUGUGUAAUAAAGAAUUUCUAAGA
Molecule: messenger RNA, 1377 nt
Organism: Lingula anatina
Lineage: Eukaryota; Metazoa; Brachiopoda; Lingulata; Lingulida; Lingulidae
Product: GPI-N-acetylgalactosamine transferase PGAP4-like
Biological process (GO): GPI anchor biosynthetic process
Cellular component (GO): Golgi membrane
Molecular function (GO): glycosyltransferase activity
Source: RefSeq, a predicted model, not a curated record